Megalobrama amblycephala (Wuchang bream) is the source of this 1878-nucleotide messenger RNA. It is a transcript of the gene bag4, whose product is annotated as BCL2 associated athanogene 4. Gene Ontology annotation, molecular function: protein-folding chaperone binding; adenyl-nucleotide exchange factor activity. Lineage: Eukaryota; Metazoa; Chordata; Actinopteri; Cypriniformes; Xenocyprididae. The record is from RefSeq and is a predicted model, not a curated record. Bases 34 to 1323 code for a protein of 429 amino acids. Gene Ontology annotation, cellular component: cytoplasm; cytosol; membrane. The transcript has 6 exons. Gene Ontology annotation, biological process: protein stabilization.
GGUCGUUUAAAUUUUUGGAAAGACCUUUGUCACAUGGGUGUGGCGUCACCAUUGUGCUCGUCUCCUAUUGGCCGGUUGAGGUGUCAGUCAAGGCGCGUCUGCUGGCGAGUUGAACUGAAUGACAGCGCCGUGCCUCAGCAGUUUGGCAGCGACAGAGGCGGAGGUGAGGCUGCGUGGAUCAUGCAUCAGCAGAUGCAGUCUGAUCCCAAGUCAUCCUGGCCUUCCAGCUACAACUCGGAGAACAAUAACUGGAACAGCGGCAUGGAAUCUCAGUAUCCUGGCUACUCAAAUUAUUGGUACCCCCAGUCACACACAGCAGGACCUUAUGGCAACUCGUACCCCCCCGGAACAGAGGUCAACGGACAGGCAUCGUACAAUCACCAGGCAAUGUCAGCCUAUCCCAAUGGGGUGUACAGUCCAGCACAAUACUCCACGAGUAUGCUACAUCCUUCCAAUCCAUUCUACUGCAGUGACCAGGUUCCUUCAAGACAACCUCAGUAUCACAACCAGACCUGCCCUGAACAAAAUGUGAGGGGCUCGGCUCCUCCCCCUUACCCUGUACCUCACUGCCAAGGGGCUCCUGGCUACCCAGCAGGAUCUUACCCACACUAUGGAGAAGGAUGCCCUCCGAAUGCCCCCUACCCCAACCAGCAGCCCAUGCUCUCACGACCCCAGCAUGAGGCCUGGUCCCACUCUGGAGGGUAUGGGCCUACACCGCCCCAACAGCAGUGGCCAUCCAAUACCCAGACACCCCAUGGCCACUACGGCAAUCAUGUACGACCACCUCACCCCCCGCCUUGGCAAGGACCUGCACCGCCUCCAUAUGAACACAAGGAUCCACCAUAUCACAGUCAGCCUCAUAUGCACCCUCGAAACCAGCCUCCAGGCUCCAAACCACGUGCCAGCACUCCAAACCCAACUCCACCACCACCCAAACCUGCCCAGUUCAGCGCUCCGCCUCAAAUCUACACCAAGGGUCCAUCUGGAGGUGGAGGACCUGAGAUCAAACCAGCCCAGAAUGAACAACCUCCAACGUCUUCCCGCCCAGGGUCGUCCACCCCAGCCCCAUUAAGUGAUAAUCCCGGCCUGGCUCGAGUUCAACUGGUUCUGGCCAGAGUUCAGCUCCUCCAAGAGGACGUGGAUGAGUUUGUGGGGAAAAAGACGGAAAAGAGCUACCGGUGUCUGGAGGAACUUUUGACAAAAGAGCUGCUGGAAUUGGACUCGGUGGAGACCAAUGGGCAGGAUGUCGUUCGACAGGCUCGCAAAGAGGCCGUUCAGAAGAUCCAGGCCAUCUUAGACCGCCUUGAGAAAAAGGCUUUUUAAUAACAGGGUGGAAUGAUGAUGGUUCUGGAUGUUCUUUUGUUGCUUAUUCUUUUUAACGAUCUUUUCUCAUGAUCAGAGAAUAGGAUUUUCAGUUUCCCAGUUAGUUGCAUUAAAUUGCAAAAAUGUUUUUGGGUCAUGUAUGCUAAUGAUGGUAAUGUAUUAGUGGAAAUACAGGCGCAAUAUGUCCUAAUCAUUGCAGUGCCAUACUCGAACCAGCCUUCUGCCAUCUAGCAGUUUGACAUCUGCUCAUGUCAGAUCAAACAUAAUUAAACAAGUCUCAAAACAUAAUUAAGUCUCAUUGCAUAACACGUCUUAAGAAUUAUUUUUUUUUUUUUUCUUGAGUCUAUUCAGACUGAAAAAAUAAAACAGCUAAUUCAACCACAUUUUAAUAUUUCCAGGGUUUUUUGGUAGCACAACUUUUCAAAAUAAAAAAAGCCUCCAUUGCUCAUUUUGCACUUAUAUAUUGUUAUAUUGUUUAACACUGCUAUUAUACCAAUACAUUCAUGAUUUUAUUGUAUCUUGAUUAAUAAAUAAAGGAAGGUCAGUUUUUGGUAA